Kluyveromyces lactis is the source of this 2058-nucleotide messenger RNA. RefSeq names its product mRNA-binding ribosome biosynthesis protein NOP4 (gene NOP4). Gene Ontology annotation, molecular function: RNA binding. The coding region runs from base 1 to 2058 and encodes 685 amino acids. The transcript has a single exon. The record is from RefSeq and is a predicted model, not a curated record. NCBI's taxonomy places the organism in Eukaryota, Fungi, Ascomycota, Saccharomycetes, Saccharomycetales, Saccharomycetaceae.
AUGAGUGAUAAGAAAGUUAUUAAGGAUGAAGGUCUUGAUCUGAAGACGUUAUUUGUUCGUGGUGUGCCGUUUGAGUCUACCGAUGAAGAAUUCGGUAACUUCUUCUCCCAAUUCUCUCCUAUCAAGCAUGCUGUUAUUGUCAAAGAUGGUGAGGGUGCAAGCAGAGGAUUUGGUUUUGUUAGUUUUGCAGUUGAAGAUGAUACUAAGACUGCUUUGAAUCAGGCUAGAAAGACGAAGUUUAUGGGACGUUUGUUGAGAAUCGAUAUUGCCAAAAGAAGAGAACGUUCCCGUGGUAAAAAGGAUGCGGAUGAGGUAUCAUCAGCACCUUCCGUAGAUAAUGUUAAAGAUGAGGAGGAAAGCAAACCCGAAGAUGAUAAUGAUUUAAUGAAGGGUAAACCGAAAUUAAUUAUCAGAAAUAUGCCAUGGUCCUGUCGUGAUCCGACGAAACUGAAGAAAAUCUUCGGAUUGUACGGUACCGUUGUUGAAGCUACGAUCCCAAGGAAGAGAGACGGUAGAUUAUGUGGGUUUGCUUUUGUUACAAUGAACAGGAUCUCUAACUGUAAGGCUGCUAUAGAAGGCACUAAGGAUUUGAAGAUCGAUGGCAGGAAAGUGGCUGUUGAUUUUGCAAUUCAAAAGAACAGAUGGGAGGACUAUAAGAACGAACAUAAGGAACUGGAAGCGUCUGAUGAAGAUGAGGAAGAAGAAGAAGAAGAUGAUGAUGAUGAUGAGGAUGAUGGUUCUGAUUCGGGUGAAGAGGACGCUGACAAUCAGGACGACAAAGAAAAAGAAGAAAAAAGUGACAUCGUCUUGGAUUCUGAUGAAGAAAUCAGCGAAGAGGAGGAAACACCAGAACAGGAUACCGUAAAGAAGAACAGAAAGGAAGAUUUCUCUAUUUUUGUGCGUAAUGUUCCAUACGAUGCCACUCAAGAAUCCUUAGAACGUCAUUUCGGCGUGUUCGGCCCAGUAAAAUACGCUUUGCCAGUGAUUGAUAAAGAAACUGGUUUGGCGAAGGGUACUGCUUUCGUUGCAUUCAGAAGCGAAGAUGCUUACAACGACUGUCUAAAUAAUGCUCCUGCUACAGGAAGUACAUCCCUUCUAAUAAGUGAUGAUGUUUCCCCAGAGUAUGUUUAUGAGGGUCGUGUUCUUGCAAUUUCUCCAACUCUUGAUAGAGAAUCUGCUGGAAGAAUGUUUGAGAGAAAUGCCGAGAAGAGAAAAGAAGUUCUUGGUAAGGCACCAGGUGAAAAGGACAGACGUAAUCUAUAUUUGUUAAAUGAAGGUAGAAUUGUUGCAGGUUCAAAGCUUUCACAGUUGUUAACUCCUGCUGAUAUGGAAGUCAGAGAAAAAUCUUACAAGUUAAGAGUCGAACAAUUGAAGAAGAAUCCAACGUUACAUCUUUCGAUGACUAGAUUGGCUAUCAGAAAUAUUCCAAGAGCAAUGACUGAGAAGGGUCUAAAGGCGCUAGCUCGUAAAGCUGUAGUAGAGUUCGCCAAAGAAGUUAACGAAAACAAGAGACACGCAUUGAAUAAAGAAGAAAUCGUCAGAUCUACUAAGGAAAAGUACAAGUUCAUGUCUGAAGAAGAAAUCGAAGCUCAAAAGAAGAAGGACAAGAAACAAGGUAUUGUUAGACAAUCUAAAAUUAUCAUGGAAAUUAAAGGAUCUAGCGGUGGUAGAAGUAGAGGGUAUGGUUUUGUUGAAUUCAGGGAUCAUAAAGCUGCGCUAAUGUGUCUAAGAUGGUUAAAUGCUCAUGAAGUCAGUAGGGACGAAAUCUUAGAAGGACUUACGGAUGAUGAAAAGAAACAGCUUGAUGCAGACAGUUUCAAAAAAAGAAGACUGGUGGUCGAAUUUGCUAUCGAAAACGCUAACGUUGUGAAGAGAAGAAGAGAAAAGGUCAAAGAAUCUAGAUUGAUAUCUUUCAAGAGAAAAAGAGAUGAUGAAGAGAAUAAAGAAGAAGAAAAAGUGGCUCAACCAGUAGAAGAGGAAACAAAAUCUGGUCUAAGUAAUAAUAUUAAACAGAUUAUUGGAUCUAAACGUAGAAGAAAGAACAAGGGCCGUUCUUGA